Molecule: messenger RNA, 1065 nt
Organism: Letharia columbiana
Lineage: Eukaryota; Fungi; Ascomycota; Lecanoromycetes; Lecanorales; Parmeliaceae
Exons: 2
Coding region: 1-1065 (354 amino acids)
Source: RefSeq, a predicted model, not a curated record
AUGACACUGCACAGUACAUCUCCAUCCGUAUACCUAGUUCUGUCGUCUGUGAGAGCGACCAACCUUUGCGGUACCGUCGGCACUGAAUCUACGCAAAUAGUCACAUUGUCGUUUCCACCGAAUUACCUGUACACUUACGUUGGGGAGGUGGGAAAUUUAGGCAUUCCAGGAAAUCAGGUCUCUUCCGAAUUUUUUAAUCCCACUGACUUGGCAAACUGUACGACUUUGACCGUCUUCACCAAUUUCGGAGCACAUUUCGCCGACCCUUACAGUCUAUUCAUUGUUGCACCUACACAGCUAUUGGACAUUGACCCAGCGUUUAGUACAUGCACGGCACCAGGCAGCACUGCAGGAAUUGUUGGCUCAAACACUCAACCUCAGCAACUGCCGCCCGCCGUUGAUUCGAGCGAUUCAGGCUCCAACGAUCAGUCACAGCCGGCCGUGCCUGGCGCGGUCUCAAUACCCAUCCCAGAACCUCCCUUCAGUACAGGACAAGGCCAACACAAACCGUCGGUUAUAUCAGUGUUGGGCCAGGCAUUUACUGCCAACUCUGACUCUGUUUUCGUAGCUCCAUCCGCAACACUUAUACCCCGUGGUCCGCCCAUCACAAUCUCAAACACCCCUGUAUCUCAUGCUCCAUCUGCAAACUCCGUCCUCGUCGGCCUUAACACGUAUGUUGAAGGUACUGCGCCAACGUCGGCAGUAGCAGUGCUUCCACUUGGAGACAAGUCUACAACUGCAAAUACCGCCUCCCAAUUUAUCAUAGGGUCUCAGACUCUGAACCCUGGCGGCGUCGUCAUGGUUUGGGUACUCCCGCUCACUGCCUUCUGGAUCCUCAUACGCCCUAGUGGGCUCAUCCACAGUCUCAUUAAUCAAUUCGCCCGCAACAGCCAAUUCACCUGGCGUUUGCGGGCCAAAUCUACAAGGCAAACCCAACAGACCGGGCUCUCGUCAUUGGUAGCCGGACCGUUACCCCUGGCGGUGCCAUCACUGUCGCUGGUACUCGAAUUCCCCUGCCUUCUGGGUCCUCAUUUGUGCUGGUGGGCUUGUCAACAAUCUCACUAA